This is a messenger RNA of Dreissena polymorpha, 1566 nucleotides long. Its product is annotated as caprin-2-like. Bases 118 to 1431 code for a protein of 437 amino acids. The transcript has 7 exons. Gene Ontology annotation, molecular function: protein binding. NCBI's taxonomy places the organism in Eukaryota, Metazoa, Mollusca, Bivalvia, Myida, Dreissenidae. The record is from RefSeq and is a predicted model, not a curated record.
AUAAAUAGAUCAUUCAAAGCGACAACUGAAAUCACGAGAAAACUGUAACAAUUACACAAUUCAUUGUUCAAUUGCCAACAUAGCCAACGAAGUUCAGGCAUAGUUCAGCAUACCACAAUGAUACGCCUGAUUCUUGGACUUUGCUUGAUAUCCAAAGCAGUUUAUGGCAAAUUCGACCCAAUAGCGUUUACGGUCUCCCAGUCAACAACAACAUUUUCUGGCGCUGCAACAAUACCAUACUCAGACAAUAUUACCAUCCACAAUGCGGCGACAAAUAUUCGCAAUGGCAUAUUUACCUGUCCACGAGAUGGUAUCUACAAGUUCAGUGUGUUUGGAUGCAGCGCGGUAAGCGGCCAUUUUGCUUUGGAUUUGUACAAAAGGAAUGUAUCUCUGGCCACCCUAUAUGGACACCUGAAUGGCGGACAGGUUGUUUCAGGAAACACAGUCAUUGUUCAACUAAAAGUUGGAGACACCGUUCAGGUUAAAUCAAAAAAUGCCGCUACGGUUUCUUUACAGAGUUCAAGUAAAGAAAAUACGUUUUCUGGUGUGCAACUUGGAUCGCAGGCUUUGUACUCUGGUGAUCACACAGUCGUCGCAUUCUCAGCAACAUCAAACCACCAUCAGAAUGUGAUGGGGAACAACAUUGUCCAGUACCAUACAAAACUGGUGGCCGAUGGCGGUGUUUUGGACCUGUUUACAGGGGUAUUCACAGUUCGUUCUAGUGGGUACUAUGUGCUACAUUUCGCAAGCACAUCGAUGCAAAACGAAGAGCUUUGGCUGGAUCUGUUUGUGAACGAGGACUACGUCUGUUCAAUAUAUGCCCGCGCUGACUUUGAAUGGGCCAGUGCGAGUAAUUCGGUAGUUUUGCAUUUGUCUGCUUGGGAUAAGGCCGGUGUGUUUUCCAGAGCUGGGCGCGUGAGUCGACUAUAUGGAUCAGCUGACUAUAUAUUCACAUCGUUUUCUGGAACCCAGAUCGUAUCGGAUGAGGAUUUGAACAACCCAGACACGGAACCUGUCGUCAUUUUCUCUGUUGGCCUUAGCAUGAAUGCAACCGUUCCUUCGGGGAAACCAGUUGUAUUCAACCGAGUGUUUGUUGAUUUGAAACGAGCAUUCAACCUCAACACUGGAGUGUUUGUUGUUCCCGUUACAGGGGUAUAUGAGUUUAACUACCAUUGCCUGGCACGAGCAAAUAGCUUCCUGAGUCUGGUACUUGUAAAAACGAACAGCUGGGUCAACGGUUUCUUCCACUUACGAAACACAGUCCAUCCCUUUUCUGCUGGUAACAGUGCGGUCCUUGAACUAACGGCAGGAGAAACGGUUUAUGUAAUGUCAGACUACACCUACAAUUACCUUGUUGGAGCAACAGAUGAAGUUUACUGCACGUUCUCCGGUUACUUGCUGCAUUCGUCAGGUCCAAUCGUUAUCGGCUAGAAGUCUACUGAUCUAUGAGCUGUAUAAUGCGAUUCAGUAAUUGGUGUUGGUAAUAUGAUUUUGAGUUUUUUAAAUGUCACUGUUGGCUGUAAAUUUUGAAUCCAUAAUAUAAACAAUAUCAUUAACAUGAUUAAA